This is a messenger RNA of Chelmon rostratus (copperband butterflyfish), 2350 nucleotides long. RefSeq names its product PDZ domain containing 3b (gene nherf4b). Gene Ontology annotation, molecular function: signaling receptor binding; protein-membrane adaptor activity. The record is from RefSeq and is a predicted model, not a curated record. Gene Ontology annotation, cellular component: apical plasma membrane. Gene Ontology annotation, biological process: protein localization to plasma membrane. Lineage: Eukaryota; Metazoa; Chordata; Actinopteri; Chaetodontiformes; Chaetodontidae.
AUGCACCGCUGUAUGAACCUGUUGAGUCUCUAUUACCACAGAAGAUUAAACAUUAAGCUUGGUGUCCCUCAAUGGGCGGAGUCUCUCUGGGGUCAGAAUAAAUGUUUGAACGCACUCGCACUGUUACAUUUGUCAGUAUGGUUGACUGCUGACCUGAUGGGAAAGAGACACAGCAUGAGAUCAAGUACAGGUUUGGUGGAGAUCAUAGGGUUGACAGAGAAAUUUACAUUUAAUCCGAAAGAGGGAAUAGACAACCCAGUGAUGGUCAUCACAGACGACUCAGACUUUGAGUCAACACCCAGCCCACGUCUGUGUGUCCUCAAACGGGAGGAAGGGCAGUCCUAUGGCUUUCAUCUGCGGGUGGAGAAGGGGUGCCAGGGUCACAUAAUCAGAAAUAUAGUGGCAGGUGGAGUGGCAGAGCGUAGUGGCCUUCGAGAUGGAGACAGGCUUCUGGAGGUCAACAACUGCUAUGUUGAUGAUCUUCCUCAUCCUGAGGUGGCUCGGAAGAUAAAGCUCAGUGGACUCCAGUUAUGUUUGUUAGUGUUGGAUGGGAAGGAAUAUGAGCAGACUAUGUCCCGAGGUCAGGACCCUCGAGGUCUGUCCAGAAUGCACAAGGGCAAGGGCUGCAAACCACCCAGACUCUGCCACAUCCCCAGGCAUCCUGUCUCAGGUCUGGGCAUCAACUUCACACCUGUGGAAGGAGAGAAAGGUCACUUCUCUGUGAACCUGGUUGCUGGAGGAGCGGCUGAAAAGGCGGGGGUGCAGAAGGGAGAUCGGCUGGUGUGGAUGAACGGAGCAACAGUGUCCGAUCUCUCACACUCUGCACUCAGCAGGAUGAUGAAAAAAUGUGGCGAUCACAUCACCAUCCUCGUGAUUGACACCGAGAGUGAGAAGAAAUACAAGCAAGAGAGGAUGCCCAUCCUGCCCACCAUUGCUGUUCCACAUAACCUGCCCUACAGACCCAGAAAACAGCACCUGGUCUGUGGUUCUGAGGGCUACGGCGUCCUCCUUCAGCUGGAGAAGGUGCCAUCAGGACGCAAAUAUCACGUUCUGCGUGAGAUGGAACCUGGCAGUCCAGCAGAGAGGGCAGGCAUCCAAGAUGGAGAGGUUCUGCUGGAGGUCAAUGGAGAGUCAGUGGAGUCACUGAAGCAUCAGGAGAUUGUGGACAGAGUGAGACUGAGUGGACAACAGAUCUCACUCACCACCAUCACUCCCCAGGGGAUGGAGUUUUACACCAAGUUGGGUCUAUCACCUCUUCUCUUCUGUGAGGACAAUGCUGAUGAGAGAGAAAAGUACACGGAUAGCUCAUGCAAACCCAGGCGCUGUUCUCUCCAAAAAGGCCCUCUGGGGUUUGGCUUUCAUCUGGGCUGUGCCCCACAUCGUCCAGGGACCUUCAUCAGCCAGGUGGCUUCUGGGGGCUCUGGGCAGAAUGCAGGAUUACUUGUGGGUGAUGUGGUGAUUGAAGUCAAUGGACAAAAUGUGGAGGAGAAAUAUCUGGAAGAUGUAAUCAUGCUCAUGAAGGAAGGAGGACAUUUUCUUUCCUUACUGGUCAUGGAUAAGGCUGGCUACAACAAGUUGAAGUAGAGUGACACACGUGACAUCAGUGACAGUGAGCAGGAGGAAGAAAAUGAUGAGCUAGCAUCUUUGUGGGUGACAACGAUACCACUACCUGCUGAGGAGACUUCAAACUGAGCUGAAGAAGAAAAAUCUUCUUAGAUUGCCUUAAUCUAAUUGCAGGAUUUCACAAAGGAAUCCAAAUGAUGAAACAGAAAAACAUAAGCUAAUGAAACUGCAAAAGUGUCAAUUUCAUAAACCAAAAAGAAAUUUUGUAACUUGUAUGAUAUGAAAAUAUUUUUUGGUUCAGUGUUAUACAUCUCGAGACUUAGAGAAUCUAAUCUCAGACAGCAAUUGCAACAUGAUCUUAUAUAUAAUAUGAACAAUAAAAUACUCCACAUCUUGAAGGACCAUAAUCUUUAUAAACUGCAUUUCUUAUAGAGAUGGAUGGAAGCUGUGUGGAAGCAGAAACUAAAAAAAAAAACAUUUUUAAUAAAAAUAACAAAUGUUCUGCAUCAAUGUAAAGUACUGGGGUUAAAUGGGAAGAAAAGCACUGCUAUAGCGCUUUAAUGCUAUAUAAAAAUUGCAUAUUGUAUUGCUUUAGGUGGGAGUGUGUUAUGUGUAUGUGUUUAAUGUAUUACGUAUACAACAUUAUAGAUAAAUGGUUUGUACUCACAGUUAGAGUGUAAUUUGUGUAAUUUGGAGCUGACAAAUACUGUUGUGAUGGAAAACACAUUCUUUGUUCUAUUGUGAAACAUUUUUAAAUGUAAUGUUUCCAGAUAUUUACCAACCAUUU